ACGAAAGAGUAAUCGACGUGGCUCCCCCGCGUCCUUCACUAUCGAACUUCCGGUUCUUUUCUUCCUUCCUCAAUUCCCUUCCAUUUUUACUUCUUCAUCCUCUCUCUCUCUCUCUCUCACUGACUCGUUGAAUGGCGAUGUCGCCGGUGACCGUUUUGAGAAGUCUGUUUGGAGUUCUGGGCUCCCUGAUGCUGCUUACUCUUGUUUACACCAUCUUCUCUGACGGUCUUCCCUUCCGCUCCGACCUCCUUACUCCGUGGAUGGCUGCAACCUUGGUUGAUUUCUACAUCAAUGUUGUGCCUAUAGCGGCUUGGGUUUUCUACAAGGAAUCAAACUGGAUUAGUGCAGCACUGUGGAUAGUACUGCUAGUAUGUUUUGGAAGUGUGACUACAUGUGGCUACAUUCUUCUGCAAUUGAUGAAGCUUUCUACGAAAGAAUCAGAAGAUCCCAUUUACCAUGUUCUGUUGUGCCAUUCAAACAAGUAUGGUGUGGUAGACAAGCAUAAGCAGUCCCCUGUUCUGAUUGCCAGAGUUGUAUUCACUGCUUUGGGGCUUUUUAUGCUGGGAACUCUCCUAUAUACUCUGUUAACAGAUGGUUCUCCUUUUCGCAAAGAGCUUUUAACACCGUGGAUGGUAGCUACUCUAGUUGACUUUUAUAUCAAUGUUACAGCUCUUUCAGUUUGGGUUGCUUACAAAGAAUCAAGUUGGAUUACUGCAGUUGUAUGGAUAAUUUUAUUGAUAUGUUUUGGCAGCAUCACCACAUGUGUCUAUAUCCUUAUUCAGCUGUCACAGCUGACAUCCCAAGAUCUAAUCUACCUUGCUUUGUUUAAAGGUGGUGACAGGGCAGAAAGGAGGUCUGAGGGGGUUUUGAUAUGAGGAGGCGAUGUAAAAUUUGAGGUUCAUGUGCUGUUCAAGACCUGUACAUUGUGUUGCAUAAUUUGAAUACACAAUUCCAAUGGUGUAAAUGCAUCUAGGUUUCUACGAUGUAAUGCCUAAUGAAUAUUAUUCUAACCUGCCGAAUCGAAACAUAUGUAAAACUAAUAUCAUUAAAAUAAUUAAUAAAAACGGAAUGUGGAUAUCUGAAAAAAAUGAGUUACAAGAGAAGAGAGGUGCAAUACAUGGCACAUAUGGAAAAUCCCAAAAAUACCUUUGGCUAAAACCAUGAACCUCUUUUGUAUUUUCUAUUUUUCUUGGAUUUUGAUUAUCCAAAAUUAAACUGCAUGAAUUACAUAGAACCAGCUGUUUGAGUUCAAACUUUGAAAGUCUUUCAGUAACACUUCGAUGACCAUAAUAUUCUUUCACUACUUGGAACAUAUGCCUAAGCUUCAAGUCCUAGUGCAGCUCUAAAUAUACAAAAUCAAUGGUU
Molecule: messenger RNA, 1365 nt
Organism: Fragaria vesca subsp. vesca
Lineage: Eukaryota; Viridiplantae; Streptophyta; Magnoliopsida; Rosales; Rosaceae
Exons: 9
Coding region: 132-875 (247 amino acids)
Source: RefSeq, a predicted model, not a curated record